AUCAAAAACAAAUAAAGAUAAAAUGGAGUGGUAUCCCGAUGAAGAUGAAGAAGAUUUGAUGUUCUCACCUGCAUUAUUGGCUCGUCGUGCCUCAGAGAGCUGGAUUGUUGAACCACCGGUUGAGAGUGUUCCGAUUAAUGUUACAUUGCAACGUAAAAAAUCAUUGCCCGAUUUCCAAGAACUGCCACGUGCCACAGAGGCUAUGAGCCGCGAAGAGGUAUCUGCUUUGGGCUCAGCAAGACGCGAAGCGGUUAGACGACAAAUCGAAAUGAAUGAAAAGCUCAAAGCGAAUCCAUUAUUGUAUCUCGUCAGUCCACAAGUUAAAGAUUGGUUCUCACGACAACAGUUGGUGCUCUUGGUGCUUUUUGUAAAUAUCAUAUUGGCCAUAAUCUUUUUCAAGAUGCUGACAUAGCGAACACUUUCGCCACCUCUUCAUCAAUUAUUGUUGGACGACAGACAGAAUCAGCAGCAGCAGUUCCCGGAAAUACCAAAGCAAGAACA
Molecule: messenger RNA, 501 nt
Organism: Musca vetustissima
Lineage: Eukaryota; Metazoa; Arthropoda; Insecta; Diptera; Muscidae
Exons: 3
Coding region: 23-412 (129 amino acids)
Source: RefSeq, a predicted model, not a curated record